AUGGCAAAUACAUUGAGAGUUCUAGAUUUGUCAUGGUGCAAAUGCUUAACAAGGACACCUGACCUCUCAAAGUUUGUGUCCUUGGAGAGAUUGAUUCUUGAUAGUUGUCGCAAUUUAACUACAAUCGACUGCUCUGUAGGUGCGCUAAAACAUCUCGGAACUUUGAAUCUAAAGGGAUGUCCUGCACUUCAAGAGUUGCCUGAGGAAAUCGAUUCUCUAGAACCUUUGAUGGAGCUUACCUUGCCUCGAGAUUCAGAUCUGUCCAAGGUUCCCAAGACAGUUGGCAAUCUAAAUUCUUUGUCAAUUCCAAAGAUGGAAAAUGCAAGAAUCGAAGAGCUUCCGUGCUCACUUGGCGGACUAACGAAGCUGACAAAUUUGUCUCUAAGCGGAUGCUCUCUAAUAAAGGAACUUCCAUGCUCACUCGGGGAAUUAGGAGCAUUGUUGGAGUUGCAUUUGUCAUCAUCAGAUCGUGUGAAAGAGAAAAAAGAAACUCUGGGUGAAGUUUUAAAUGGAGAUCGUUUAGUUAGUGCUCCCUUCAAGCUGGAGUUUUUAGUGAAUAAGGAAGACGAAGUUGCUUGCAAGAAGACACUUUCAAAGGUAGAAGUGGCACGAUUCCGGUCUGCAAUCAUCCAGGACUAUUACUUUGAGAUGAAUUAUGACGACUUGCCCACUUGGGGUUUUAUUGGGAAGGUUGACAAGGACGGUAGGGAUCCACAUGAAUACAAGUAUUUUCUUUAUAAGCGUGUUAUGUUCGAUAUCUUAUACAACAAGGACCGCGUGAUCGAAAUUCAUGUCCGGACAGACCCAAACAGCGUCGCAGAUCUUACAGAAGACAAAGAAGUUGAUUUUCAGUAUAUGUACUCAGCAAAGUGGAAAGAAACAAUUACUCCUUAUGAGAAAAGGAUGGAUAUAUACACUUGGUCAUCUUCAUUGCCUCAUCAACUUGAGAUUCACUUGUUUUGGAACGUAAAUUCUUGUGGUACAGUUCUUUUGUUGACUGGAAUUCUUGCCACAAUCCUCUGGAGAGCUCUAAAGAAAGAUUUGGUCAAGUAUGCCCAUGACGAAGAAUUAGCUGAAGACGAGGAGAAGACUGGAUGGAAAUACAUACACGGGGAUGUGUUCAGGUUCCCAAAGUAUAAAUCUCUUUUUGCUGCUGCAGUUGGUUCUGGUACUCAGCUGUUUACUCUUACCGUAUUCAUCUUUAUAUUGGCAUCGAUUGGUGUCUUUUAUCCGUACAACCGAGGCCCGCUAUUUAAGGCACUGGUUGUUAUCUAUGCACUCACGUCAGGAAUUGCAGGCUAUACUGCUACUUCCUUAUACUGUCAGCUGGAGGGAACAAACUGGGUCAGGAAUCUAGUAUUGACUGGAUGCCUCUUCGGUGGGCCUCUCUUUCUCACAUUCUGCUUCUUAAACAGUGUCGCUGUUGUCUACACUGCCACUGCAGCUCUUCCAUUUGGCAUGAUUUUGGUCAUAGUUCUCAUAUGGACACUUGUAUCAUCACCGUUGCUCGUAUUGGGUGGGAUUGCUGGGAAGAAUAGCAAGGCCGAAUUUCAAGCUCCAUGCCGCACCACUGAGUACCCCAGAGAGAUUCCACCGUUGCCAUGGUAUAGGGGCGCAGUCCCCCAGAUGGCAUUGGCUGGUUUUCUCCCGUUCAUUGUUACAUACAUCGAGCUAUACUACAUUUUUGGCAGUGUCUGGGGUCACAGGAUCUAUACCAUCUACAACAUCUUGUUUAUUGUUUUCAUUAUUCUCUUGAUAGUCACUGCUUUUAUCACGGUGGCAUUGACCUAUCUCCAACUUGCUGCCGAGGACCAUAAAUGGUGGUGGAGGUCUUUUCUCUGUGGUGGAUCAACUGGAUUAUUUAUCUAUGGGUAUUGCUUGUACUACUACUAUGCACGGUCUGAUAUGGACGGGUUCAUGCAAACUUCAUUCUUCUUUGGCUACAUGGCCUGCAUCUGCUAUGGAGUUUUCCUCGUGCUUGGGACCGUAGGUUGCGCUGCCUUAUUAUUCAUCCGACGCAUAUACGGAUCCAUCAAGUGCGAGUAGGCAGGUGGUCCUUUUCAAUCUCCGCAUUGUCUUCCGUCUCUUAUUAGCUGCCCUGUGGAGUAGCCUUUUCGCAAGAUGGUUUUGGUUCUUGUAUCAAGAGCAGAAGCGUAUAGUUCUCCUCACAUGUCUUGCUACCUGAGAAAGCGGGCAUGACUUUUCCUUCAUGUUUGUGCCGAUUUCUAGAAAUGGUCUUUGUGAUUGGUUUCGCAUUCCAUCCACAUUGUAUGUAUCUCUUGUUAACACUAUUA
Molecule: messenger RNA, 2294 nt
Organism: Eucalyptus grandis
Lineage: Eukaryota; Viridiplantae; Streptophyta; Magnoliopsida; Myrtales; Myrtaceae
Product: transmembrane 9 superfamily member 2
Biological process (GO): protein localization to membrane
Cellular component (GO): membrane
Source: RefSeq, a predicted model, not a curated record